AGCCCCAACGAAGCCGGUCCACUUGAUUCCUAACGAUCCGCUCAAUUUAAAUUUGAAAUCGCGAAAAUGCUAAAGUUCUUCGGCCUGAUACUUUUUGUGAGCUGUGUGUUAAUUGCUCGCGGAGGUGUUAUAGAUAUAGAAAUUCCCCAGGAAGUUACUGAGGGGCCAGGGGAUAAUUCUAAAUACCCCAGUAAUAUACACACAACCGAAAGCAGUGCAAGCAACUCAACCCUGAAGCUGGUUCAUGUGCUAUUUCGUCAUGGCCCCCGCACACCCGUCAGCACUUAUGCCAACGAUCCGUAUAUCAACGAAACCUUUGAGCCCUACGGAUGGGGGGCACUAACCAAUGGUGCUAAAGUGGAGCUGUAUAAAAUAGGCAAACAACUGCGUCAUCGCUAUAAAGAUUUCCUGCCACCCUACUAUCAGCCCGAUAUGAUCCGUGCCCAAUCUUCGGAGUCGCCGCGCACCUUGAUGUCCCUGCAAAUGGUGCUGGCCGGACUUUUUCCGCCGGAGAACACUCCGAUGGAGUGGAACUUGCUGCUCAACUGGCAGCCCAUUCCCAUUGUGAUGGAACCCGAGGAAAUUGAUGUGCGCAUUAGAAUGAAGGCACCCUGCCCCCGAUACGAUGAGGCAGUUCGAGAGGUUAUAAAUCUUCCUGAAGUCAAACAAUUGCAUGCCGAUAACUCCGAUUUGCUGCAAGAACUGAGCAAUUUAACCGGAACCAAUGUCACCUAUGUCCAUGAUGUUACCAGUAUUUUCAUCACACUGCUCUCAGAGCAAACAUAUGGCUUGGAGUUGCCCUUUUGGACCAAGGAUUACUUUCCGGCGAAGAUGUUGCCCUUGGCUGCCAAGUCUUAUGUCUACGAUGCGUAUACGACCGAGUUACGCAAAAUGAAAGGAGGCUUCUUUGUCGACCUACUUUUAAAGCAAAUGCAGGACAAGAUCUCGGGCAAGUUGCAGCCCAAAGAUCGCAAAAUGUUUCUAUCUUGCGGUCACGAUUGGACCAUUACAAAUGUCCUCUCCGCUUUGGAUGUUUGGCAGGCUCAAAUGCCUCGAUUCUCAGCUUUAAUUGCUUUUGAGUUGCAUCAAAAGGCAGAAACGAGAGAGUAUUUUGUGGAGAUCUACUUCCAAAAUGAUCCCGAUCAAGAGCCUCAGCAAUUACAAAUUCCAGGCUGUGAUAAACAAUGUCCCAUUGAAAAGUUAGUGAAGCUAACCAAGGACAUAAUUCCCGAUGCUCCCUAUGCAGAAUUGUGCAAGGCUAAGGGCACUCAGGAGGGAGCCAAGAUUAGCUAUAAUUAGUGGGCAAAAUCCAAUGGUUAAUGAUCCAGAGUUCAGUAUUAAGAUUACAUAAAGAAUAAAUAUAUAAAUAUAUACCUUUAA
Messenger RNA from Drosophila elegans, 1380 nucleotides. RefSeq names its product venom acid phosphatase Acph-1. Gene Ontology annotation, molecular function: phosphatase activity. The transcript is spliced from 5 exons. Bases 67 to 1299 code for a protein of 410 amino acids. NCBI's taxonomy places the organism in Eukaryota, Metazoa, Arthropoda, Insecta, Diptera, Drosophilidae. The record is from RefSeq and is a predicted model, not a curated record. Gene Ontology annotation, biological process: dephosphorylation.